GGGUGAGUCCUCUUGCUAGCUCCGCUGCUCUUUGGCUGCGUUGUGGGCAGAGGCUGCAGCAGAGCAUCAGCAGAGAGACUGAGCGCAAGUUGGCGACAGCACCGAUACGGCUGCUGCUGCUGCUCCAGGACUUUACUGGCGUUUCUAGAUCGACAUCUUCCAGAAUUUUUUGUUUUCGAAUAAAAUUUCCCGCACCUAUCUCUCAGGUCGCUCCUGUAAUAGUACCUUUAACUGCACGUUUAUUUAUUUACAGUCUGUGAGAAUGAACUUUAUUUAAGACACGUCUCUUCUGCAGGUAACCUGAGGUCCAGUCCCACCAUUGUCAUCCACUAGGUCUUUUUCCUUGUGAUUCAGCUUCAACAGAUUACCAAUCUUCACAGUCAGUUUUGCUCAAGGGACAGAGCGAGGAGGACAAUGGGAGUCGGUGGGGGUUCCCCCCAAGCCCUGCUGUGGCUCAGCCUGUUCGUCUUGAUCUCUCAGGCAUUGCCCCUCAAUCCAGAUGACCCCAAUGUGUGCAGCCACUGGGAAAGCUAUGCAGUGACUGUGCAGGAGUCUUACGCUCAUCCAUUUGACCAGGUCUACUACACACGCUGCACCGACAUCCUCAACUGGUUCAAGUGUACCAGACACAGGAUCAGCUACAAGACAGCCUACAGGAGAGGUGUGAGGACCAUGUACAGGCGACGCUCUCAGUGCUGCCCAGGGUUCUAUGAAAGUGGAGACCUGUGUGUUCCACUGUGCACUGAAGAGUGCGCACACGGACGGUGCGUCUCUCCAGAUACCUGUCAGUGUGAGCCUGGCUGGGGAGGACUGGACUGCUCCAGCGGGUGUGAGAGUGAUUUCUGGGGCCCUCAUUGCAGUAACCGCUGUCAGUGUCAGAACGGGGCCAAGUGUAACCCGAUAACCGGAGCCUGCGUCUGCACUGAUGGCUACCAGGGCUGGCGCUGCGAGGAGCCCUGUGACCCCAGCUUCUAUGGCAAAGACUGCUCACUAGAGUGCCAGUGCCUCAACAGCGCCACCUGUCAUCAUCAGACUGGCGAGUGCCUCUGUUCUCCCGGAUACACCGGGGCCUUCUGUGAGGAGCCUUGUCCUCCAGGUAAACAUGGCUCCUUGUGUGAACAACGCUGCCCCUGCCAGAACGAGGGAACAUGCCAUCAUGUCACUGGAGAGUGCUCCUGUCCCGCCGGCUGGGUGGGCCCGGUGUGUGCACAGCCGUGUCCAUUCGGUUCAUUCGGCAUUAACUGCUCCCAGGAGUGCACGUGCCGUAACGGAGGCUUGUGUGAUCACAUCAGCGGUCAGUGCCAGUGCACAGCUGGCUACAUCGGAGAGAGAUGCCAGGAUGAAUGCCCAGUUGGCACUUAUGGUCCACAGUGUGCCCACAAGUGUGACUGCCAGAACGGUGCCAAAUGCUACCACAUUAAUGGAGCCUGCCUGUGCAACGAGGGCUUUAAGGGCCCCAGCUGCCAGGACCGCUUCUGUCCCAACGGCCUGUACGGACUCAUCUGCGACAAAUACUGCCCCUGUGCAGCUGAAAACACACUCAGUUGUCACCCUUUGUCCGGAGAGUGCACCUGUGCACCAGGAUGGGCGGGGCUUUACUGCAACGAGACCUGUCCAGCAGGUUACUAUGGCGAGGACUGCAGAGAGCUGUGUGUCUGCGCCAACGGAGCCGACUGUGACGGCAUCUCUGGAGCUUGCAUAUGUGCACCAGGUUAUAUAGGUGAUGACUGCUCUGUCAGCUGUCCUGCCGGCCUGUAUGGCAUCAACUGCACCUUGGCGUGCUCCUGUCACAACGAGAUCUCCUGCUUGCACAUUGAUGGCUCAUGCAUCUGCAGAGAAGGCUGGCAGGGUGUGGACUGCUCUAUCCCCUGCUCCAGCGGUACCUGGGGACUGAGCUGCAACCAGACAUGCCAGUGUACCAACGGGGCAGCCUGUGAUCCUGUCAAUGGAACCUGCAUCUGCUCUCCUGGCUGGAGGGAUGAGUACUGCGACAUACCAUGCCCAGAGGGAUCAUACGGGCUGGACUGCAGAGAGAGAUGUGAUUGUGUCAACGCUGAAGGCUGUGAUCCUGUUACUGGUUUCUGUGGUUGUCUCGCAGGUUGGACGGGUGUCCAUUGCGACAGUGUUUGUGAAGAGGGGCACUGGGGAUCCAACUGCUCCUACAGCUGCACCUGUGAGAACGGAGGCUCCUGCUCCCCAGAGGACGGCAGCUGCGUGUGCGCUCCUGGAUACCGUGGCACCAACUGCAGACGAACCUGCUCACCUGGUUUCUACGGCCAUCGCUGCAGUCAGUCGUGUCCUCAGUGUGUCCACAGUGACGGGGUGUGUCACCAUGUCACCGGCCACUGUCAGUGUCUCCCUGGCUUCUUUGGCUCCCUCUGCAAUCAAGUGUGUCCUGCUGGAAAGUAUGGUAAAGCCUGUGCUGAGACGUGUUUGUGCACCAACAAUGGCACUUGUAACCCCGUUGACGGUUCCUGUCAGUGCUACCCUGGAUGGAUCGGUGAGAACUGCUCCAAACCGUGUCCUCAGGGAUCAUGGGGCCCAGACUGCAUCCACAUAUGCACCUGUCACAAUGGAGCCCAGUGUAGCGUCACAGAUGGAGAGUGUGACUGCAGCCCUGGAUGGACAGGACUCUACUGUACUCAGCGCUGUCCUGCUGGUUUCUACGGCUCUCAGUGUGCAGAGGUGUGUCGCUGUCAGAAUGGGGCGGACUGUGACCACAUCACUGGACAGUGUUCCUGCAGGACAGGCUUCAUAGGACAUAGCUGUGAACUCAAGUGUCCUGCGGGGACAUUUGGCUAUGGCUGCCAGCAGCUGUGUGAGUGUAUGAACAACGCCACCUGUGACUACGUGACUGGAACCUGCUACUGCAGCAUCGGCUUCAAAGGCAUCCGCUGUGACCAAGCGGCACUGAUGAUGGAGGAACUAAAUCCCUACACCAAGAUCAGCCCGGCCCUGGCCUCAGAGCGCCACUCAGCAGGUGCCGUGCUGGGCAUCAUCUUUCUGCUGCUGCUCAUCAUGGCCAUGCUUGGUCUGGUGGUCUGGUUCCGCUACCGGCAGAGAGAGAAGGGCCACCAUGUGCCGAGUGUCACCUACACGCCCGCUCUGCACAUCAAUUCUGCCGACUACUCCCUGUCAGGGCUGCAGUGUGCAGACCUGCUCUCCUCUGCAGAGUCCUCUCCCAGUAACAACUCUAUAGGCCACUGCUUCUCUAACCCCAGCUACCACACCAUGGGACCCUGCACCUCUGCCGCACACUACACCAAGCCAGACAAGAGGGGCUCUGCCAAGAUGAAGACAAAGAGGCGACACAGGAACAGUGCUCCUGAGUGGGGGGCCUACUAUAAUGUCAGGGAUUUGGGUGUUUACUGCAUUGACCAGCAUUACAGCUACCAUGUGGACGCCCUCUACAGAGACUAUAUGAAGGGCUCUUUGUCCAGUACCUGCUCCCUCAGCAGUGAAAACCCCUACGCCACAAUCAACGACCCUCCUGGUGUGUGUAAACACUCAGAGAGCAGCUAUGUGGAAAUGAAAUCACCAGCUCACCAUGAACACAUGACACACUGCUGCUCCGGUGCCAUCAUCACCACCACUACCACCACCACAGCACCUGCCAAGAACAUCUACGACAUGGGUACGUUUGAAGAGAAGCCAACCAUCAGCAUCGUCCAGGGGGCCAGCUGUGUGGUUGUUCCCAGUUACACUCAGAACCCGUAUGACCUGCCCAGGAACAGCCACAUCCCCGGCCACUACGACCUGCUGCCUGUACGGCCCAGCCCCGCUCUCAGCCACAGCCUCCCUGUGCACAGCCACAGCCCCUCACUGCCCGGCAGCCCCACCGGCUCACUGCUCUAGAACACAGAGCUCCCAGGCUUUAUGCUAUACCAGUGCUCCCAGUUCAUCUGGAACCACAAAACUGAAAAGAUCUUUGUUUGUAUGUUUGUUUGUUUGUUUUCUCAAUCGACGAGUGCAGAUGGACAUUCAGAGGACAAAGGACGUUUUGUUGGAACUAAUAGUUUUUUUAAAAUUUAUUUAUUUAUAUGUGUGCGUGUGUGCGUGUGUUGAUGGGUUAGGAAACUCCUUGUAGUGCCCAGACUGUUGGACUGCUCUUUGAUAUUUUAUCAUUGUAUUAUACCCAAAUUGUUUGAGCUGUUUUUGUGCCAGUCUAUAAUAUGUAUUUGUAUUGUUUUGUAAAUUCCUCCUCAUCAACAAACAUGUCAGUAGAGGGAAUAUACACAUACAUACGUAUGCACACAAGUAUACCUUUUUUCUAGUAUGAUGAUCUCUGUUAUUUUUGAUAAGUCCUGGGUCAGACAGCAGGAAGUUGAUGGACAAAGAAGAACAAAGAAUUCCUCAUGUGAUUGGGACUAUUUCUUAAAAGUGAACAGUAAAUGUGUGGGACAGAGACAAGACUGAGGCUGAUGUCGCACCUGGAUUGAGUGUAUCUACCAAGCAUUUACAAUGACAGAGAAUCAUAUGAGCCAUAUAGCUCACAGUACAAACAAAUUUGUAUGAAUGACUGAAGUCAAACUGUUCAUUACUCUGAUAAUCUCCCAAAAAUGGACUGAAAAAGUUAUAAAUAAAUUCACACAAAUGGCAGUCUGGUCAGAUUUACACUACCUGUAUAGUUCUGGUAUUUUUACACAUUGUUUAUUUCCUGUUUGCAUAUUUAAAGAUCCUGCCAGGGACCCAUAUUUUUCUCUGAAAAGUUUUUGUAUGUACUGUAAACAAAGUGUUGUGUAUUGGAUGUACAGUCUGUGUACACUAGCGAUUACUAUUGUGAUUUUUCUUUGUUGUGUCAAACUUAAAACACAUGCAUGCCAAAGAUUAGCCAGUUAGCCAGGAAUACCCUUAUAAUAAUGUGCUUUGGUGCAAAUUGAUGAUUGUCAUCUGACUGAACAUGGGAACUGACCUGAAACAUGCUUUUUAGGAUGUUUGCAUCAAGGUUGGAAGUGCAAGCACUUCUAAAAGUAACCCUUAAACUUUUAUUUACCUCCUCACCAAUAAUUUCGUUUAAGAAAUACUACAUUUUAGUUCCCAAACAAAAUACAUGUUUCUGAUUGUGUUAUUAAAUGUAAAAUAGAGCCAUAAUGCAUAAAAUUCCUGCUAAAUUUCUAAUGACACACACAGGUCAAUUUGGUUAGAAAUACUGAUAAUUAUACCUUGGCGAAUAGCAAUAACAGAACAUUUUGACAAUCACAUGUAAACAGCUUUGUUUCCCCAUAUAUUUGAGUCCAUUCUUUUCUUCCAUUUGCUCUAACUUUCAUUAGCUCAUUUGUCUCUUCUUUGUCUUUGAUCCCAACCACAGUUUCAGCUACAGUAGAUGCACUGAGUGGUGCUUUUUUGUUUGUUUGUUUCAAGAUCUGAAAUGAAUAAAGUUGUCACAGCUCAGGAAGUGACCAGCUGAGUUCAUUGUCAGCAGGGAUGCUCAUCACCUGAGCCACACAUGCAGAGGACACACUUUUCUUCCUCAGUGAAUUGGCUCAUUGAGCUGAGUACAAUGCUGAUAUCUACCCCUGAGGACAGCAAAGCAAAGGAAAUGAUAAAACUGGAUGUGGAUACAAACCAUCUUCCAAAAGGACAAAUCAUAAGGAUUCCAUUAGUGCGUUGCAAGUCCAAGCUCAGGACCUCAGCAAAAGGUUGGGCACAGACCACAGAGGUACAGUAUAUUGUCAGUGGUCAGCUCACUGUAUGACCCUCUGCAGUUUCUAACUUGGACAUUUAUUUGCCCACUAUUGACAUUUUAUAAAGUCACUUUCCAGGAAUCUGCCUAAGAAUUUGUUGAAAAUUAUUUGGAACAUAUGGGUCUCAUAAAAGAUGAAUGAAAUUUUGUUACAAUAUCAAGUAAAAUACAAGAUCAUUCAGGCUAAAGGUUUAUGACUGGUGCGCUUUAUUAAGAUGAACUGAUAACUUAAGAUAUAGACACAAUUGUACAAUUUAUCAAUCUGUACAAAACAUAAAACCAUUCAUUUUGACCCCCCUCUCACAUGUAACCCUCCAUUGAAAUGACAUCGUUUCACUCUACACUGGAAUUACAGUCAGGUAUAGAAUUUAUUGUAGUCCAAAAAAAAAACAAAACAAAAACUUAAAAAACAGACCUAUGGAAUUUCAUGAAACAGCAUCAGAAAUCAUAUUUUCAGAAGAAAGGAAUCGCUUUGUCCACAGAAUGGCAGCCUGAGAGUGUGGAGAGGCUCGGCUGGCGGCGCCGUCUGUUCCAAGAAACGCCAUUGGCACUGCCAGCCAGGCUCACACACUCCAGAGCUACCAGUCUACCCUCUGCCUCUAAACACGCAUAUAUAUAUACACACACACACACACACACACACACACACACACACACCAAUUUCAGGCAUUGUAUACAUCUACCAACACCAUCACAUACUGACACAGCUAUAACCUGUAAAUUCAACAGUGCACACACAUUGGGGAGCUUUAGCUGGUGGGUUGUUAGUGAGGCAUCUGUCAGUUUACAGACUGGACACAGCAAUUAGCUUGUUGGGCACGUCAUCCUAGCUAGCCAAGUCUAACCCUCAUAUUUUAUGGACAGUAAUGACAACGUUCGCUACAUAAGGCCAUACGACAGAUUUGCAGUCGUACAGAAAGCCAUGCAUUGUGUUGAAGUCAGAGGCAGCUUGGUGUACGUAGGCGUUAUGUGACAGGGACAGCACAGCUGGCUGCCUCCUGUAGGGACAGACACAGCCAGGAUAUUGGUUAAGGAGGAGAUGAAUGUGACAGAGCUGUUCGCAGGUGAAUGAAGUGUUAUCAGACAGGUACACACGGUGAAGGAGGCACUGUGACCAGAGGUUUACAACACUGUCACUGAGUCCUGCAUGUUUUUCCUAGAAUUCUUUGCUAGUGCCAGACAAGAAACUAACUUUUUGUCAAUUAUGAGGUUUUAAGGAAAGAUCUGAGACUCAGUCAGCGUUCUGCAGUGCUAAACAUCACAUCUUGGUUUUUGAACAGUGACACCAUAAUAAAAUGGUACAGCCAAUCUGACAAAACGGGUCCAAAUUCUCCCUGUGCAGUGAAAAUCUAAUUCUAGACAAGGAAGUGUGUUUACUAAAUCAGCUGUUAAGGUUCAGUGCAAAAUUGUCAAUUUCACACUCAUGAAAUCCAUCCAAAUUACAUUUUCCAUUUCUUGCUUUUUCAAUGCCUACUAACUACACUUAUGUGGUUACAUGCAAAGCGAUAUAAUUUGCUUGACGACGAGAUUUUUGAUUAUAAGACUGAGUAUUAUAGGGAUGUAAUACAUGAAUGCUACCUCACUUACCUCUACUUUUAAUUCCUUCCUUUGCUAUAGAGGUGCACUAAGGAAAUACAUGUGCUAGUUUCUGCAUAGAUGCUUUCAAAUACAGCAGGGGUUUUCAACCAGUGGGCAGUGGCCCCCUGGUGGUCUACCAAGGCAUUGCAGGUGGUCCCUGAUCAUGCAUUCAAAAAUAUAGGUUCACUGUAGGAAUCCUUUUUAAUUUUAUUUUAGAUUUAAACUCAUUUCCAUAUAUUACUGUUUGUGAAUAAUCAAAUUCAUGUAAAUAUAUAACAUUUGGAAAAGCCAAGGUGACUGAGGAUUAAACUAGUGCCCAUACAGUCUAUCCACAAUAGUGGUCCUCAGGUUUUGUUUUUUGUUUUUUGUCAGAAUGGUGGUCCCCGGGUCACAAUUAGUUGAAAACCCCUGAAAUACAGUAUACAGCAAAACUGACAAAUUACAAAUCCUGUCUAUAUAAUACCAUUUUUCAAAUGAAGUUUGACAGCCUGCCUCCUUGCCAUAUGAAGCCACGUUGCAUUAGAUACAACCCAGGUCAACACUAUAGUUGGCCUUAACUAGAAAUCAUGGCUGUACUCAUUAUUGUUGCACUGACAUUGUACUUUGGGGUCUGUAUUCAUUCUCGAUGCACUCUACACUUUAUCUUAAAAAUAAGUUAUUGUACUAUAGUAGAAUUCAGAAUCACUUAACAUUUUAGUGAUUUGCACAUGGGUGCACUCAAGUUUUGUUGUAUACUGCAUGUAAAAAAAAAAAAAAGAAUGCAUACCAUUUUUCUAAUGUUGGAGCCGGAAAGCCCAAUGGACUAACAAGUCUUUGAUCAUCAUCCUCAGCAUAAGCAUGACUUUCUCUCAUUAUGAUGCCACACUGAGACUUAACGUACGACAGCAUGAACAUCUGAAAUGUGCGGGAGCUGUGCUCAGCUUUCAUGAUGACAGCCUACAGUUACACGCUCUCAAGACAAAGAUAGUGUUCUACAAAAAGUCCUGGUUGAGUCUUUCACCUGGUAAAAUCAGUAACAAGGCAGAGUGCCAUCCUUUAAAACAUGCAAAGCUGGCCUGAACCUGCCACUUGCUGUAAGCAUGGUGACAACGACACUUCCGAGGCUGCACGCUACGUGCUAGCUCACACCUGGGCUUUCCGCAGCGCAAACUGAAGCUUGGCAGAUGCAAAAAAUUCACGUUUCACUAGCGUUAUAUUCACAGAUCAGAUCAAAUGGCAUGGCGUGACACUACUGUGCUCGAUACAUCCGCAAUGGAUUCCAAAACAGUACACUGCACUAGUGGAGGGGGGGGCUUGUAUAUAAGAAUACACUUCAGAGCAACUUUGAUGUGCUUUCAAUUCAUAUAUACCUAGUAGUAGAUAUAUGA
Monopterus albus (swamp eel) is the source of this 8628-nucleotide messenger RNA. Its product is annotated as multiple epidermal growth factor-like domains protein 11. Gene Ontology annotation, molecular function: scavenger receptor activity; protein binding. Gene Ontology annotation, cellular component: membrane. The coding region runs from base 415 to 3855 and encodes 1146 amino acids. The record is from RefSeq and is a predicted model, not a curated record. Lineage: Eukaryota; Metazoa; Chordata; Actinopteri; Synbranchiformes; Synbranchidae. The transcript has 27 exons. Gene Ontology annotation, biological process: heterophilic cell-cell adhesion.